Molecule: messenger RNA, 3256 nt
Organism: Gigantopelta aegis
Lineage: Eukaryota; Metazoa; Mollusca; Gastropoda; Neomphalida; Peltospiridae
Product: coadhesin-like
Exons: 10
Coding region: 45-1403 (452 amino acids)
Source: RefSeq, a predicted model, not a curated record
UUGAAAACGCACUUUACCAUUUUCCGACAAGUGUUGUUUCCGAUAUGAAGGGUCCUCAUCUGGUUCUCAUCUUGCAGGGAUUACUUGUACCCAGUGUGGAUGGACAAUGGUCAGCGUGGAGGAGACUUAUGGUUGGUCAGUGUCUACCCAACUGUGAGAGACUGGUCUUUGUCCAGAGACAGUGUACAGGCCCCGCCCCAUCAGGAGGGGGCAAGCCAUGUGUUGGGGUGGACAAGGACACUGUUAAAGAAAUAUGCACGGAAGGACUUUGUUCAAAGGUGGAUGGACAGUGGUCAGCAUGGAGGAGACUUAUGGUUGGUCAGUGUCUACCCAACUGUGAGAGACUGGUCUUUGUCCAGAGAGAGUGUACAGGCCCCGCCCCAUCAGGAGGGGGCAAGGCGUGUAUUGGGGUGGACAAGGACACGACCAGGGAGACAUGUACAGAAGGACUUUGUUCCAAAGUGGAUGGCCAGUGGUCAGCGUGGAGAAGGCUUACGUUUGGUCAGUGUCUCCCUAACUGUGAGCGAUUUGUUUUUCUGCAGAGAGAGUGUACAAACCCAGCCCCAUCACAAGGGGGGAAGUCCUGUAUGGGGAUGGAUAAGGACACAAUUAGAGAAUCUUGUACGGAAGGUGUUUGUUCAAAAGUGAGUGGACAAUGGUCAGCGUGGAGCAGACUUAUGGUUGGACAGUGUCUGCCUAACUGUAGGAGACUAAUCUUUAUUCAAAGAGUGUGCACAUUCCCGAACUUGUCCCGGCGGGACAGGACGCCUUGUAUUGGAGUGGAUAAGGACACCAUCAGAGAAACAUGCACUGAAGGACUUUGUCCAAGAGUGGAUGGACAGUGGUCAGCGUGGAGGAGACUUAUGGUUGGUCAGUGUCUACUCAACUGUGAGAGACUGGUCUUUGUCCAGAGACAGUGUACAGACCCCGCCCCAUCAGGAGGGGGCAAGGCGUGUAUUGGGGUGGACAAGGACACGACUACAGAAUCCUGCACUGGGAGUCCUUGUUUAAGAGUGAAUGGAGGCUGGUCAUCAUGGACUAGAAAUACUAUUGGACGCUGUUCAUCAUUCUGUCGGCGCAAGGUGUCUCUGAACAGAACCUGUACACAGCCUCUCCCCAUAGGAGGGGGGCGUAACUGUCGCGGCAGUAACAGAACUGUUAUCACCGAGGUGUGUGCGAGACAGGGCUGCACAAUGCCUGGAACAUCAUCAGCCAGUGAAUCAGAUAAAACAAACAUGGAAGUCCUACUGAUUUCCGGCAUCACUGGGAUACUUCUGGUUACAACUGUCGUCUUUUUCUUUGGACUGAUACGCCGUAGGAAGAAAACCUUUGACUCCUUCCGUGAAGUGUCUGGAGUUACCAUUAUAAACACGAAGAGUUACCAAGAAAUAUUAAAUGAGUGACGACUCGAAGAAAGACUGGAUAACAUAAUGAAGACGCGGAUAACAUAAUGGAGACGUGGAUAACAUAAUGAAGACGUGGAUAGCAUAAUGAAGACGUGGAUAGCAUAAUGAAGACGUGGAUAGCAUAAUGAUGACGUGGAUAGCAUAAUGAUGUGGAUAGCAUAAUGAAGACGUGGAUAACAUAAUGAUGACGUGGAUAACAUAAUGAUGACGUGGAUAACAUAAUGACGACGUGGAUAACAUGAUGGAAAAGUGGAUAACAUGAUGAUGACGUGGAUAACAUAAUGAAGACGUGGAUAACAAUGACGACGUAGAUAACAUAAUGAAGACUUGGAUAACAUAAUGAAGACGUGGAUAACAAUAGAGACGUGGAUAGCAUAAUGGAGAUGUGGAUAGCAUAAUGGAGACGUGGAUAGCAUAAUGGAGACGUGGAUAACACAAUGAAGAUGUGGAUAACAAUGACGUGGAUAACAUAAUGAAGACGUGGAUAACAGUGAUGAACUGUAUAACAUAAUGAAGAUGUGGAUAACAUAAUGGAGACUUGGAUAACAAUGGAGACUUGCAUAACAUAAUGGAGACUUGGAUAACAUAAUGGAGACAUGGAUAUCAUAAUGAUGAAGAUGUGGAUAACAUAAUAAAGAUGUGGAUAACAUAAUGAAGAUGUGGAUAACAUAAUGAAGAGAGAAUCAAUGGCGGAUCUAAGAGGGCACCCACGGCCUUGCCCCUUCCCUGUUAAAAAAAAAAAAAAAUACGUUUGAGAAUCCGAGAAAUCCCCCAGGAAUGUUUGUGGCCUUCGUCCACAUGUCGUUGGGCCCACUAAAUGGAUUUUCUGGAUCUGCCACUGAUAACGAAGACUUGAAUACCGUAAUGGGGAGUGUGAGCAGUGCUCAAUGUCCUGGGUUUCUGUGAUGUUCAAAUGACCCAAACCACCAUGGUAUUUUUCUAUACAGGACAGUUGACAGUCCUGUGCUAAGUGAGAAGUCCUAAACAGUGCCCUCUUUUGACAGUGCUGCUCAACAGGAGAACACAGUGCCGAAAUGUGUUUUGUUUUACGCCUACACGGAAUUAAGAUACUAGUAGUAAAGAACGUCUCAUAAAUAUGAAUGGAUGUUUAUUUUUAUAUGUAAAAAAAUAAAUAAUAUGUUAAAAAAAAGUGUCUUUAUAAUCUUCAUGUAGUUGUAGUAGUUUAUUUGUGACUCGUAUAAUUAUAUAUAAUGACAUAAAACAUAAACAAAUGGAAGUGUAUUUCGACAAUGUCAUGGUCUUAAAUGUGAUGCAUAUUUUAAAUAUUUUCUACGGUUACAAAGUGCUUUUCUAUUCGGAAAAAGACAGCAAAUGUAUUAAUUUAAAACCAGUAUUUUUUUUUAACAUAUGAUGAGCAAAUAUGUAAAUACAAUGGGCAUAUUAAAUAAAAUAAAUGAAAGUUAUCUUUGAACAAUGUUAUCAUGCUUACACAUACAGCAUUUUCUUUGACGAUUGUUCUCUUGCUCAAUAUCCUUGCUCAAUGAGUAGUUGGUGAGCUGAUACUUGAAAUGUUGUGAUAAGCAGGGCUUCUAGAUUAUGACAGCCCCACUCUCAUGCUGGUCUAGUAAAUAAAUACCAUCAUCAUGCCCGACAGCUAGUAAAAAACUAAGUUGUCAAAUCCUACAUUUGUCUGUUUUGUAAAUAUGACUUUCUUGAUCCACCCACCUACCCAAAUCAAAGGGUUUUUAAACUCUAUCUCCCUCUCUGGGUGACAUACCUGAAUUUGAUUGUAUUUAUUAAAGUAGGGCUAGUGAAUUUAUGAUCAUGGCUAGUAAAUUUUCUAAAUCACUGAUCCCAUGACUAGACUAGUAGUGGAUUUUUAUAAAAUU